Messenger RNA from Impatiens glandulifera, 817 nucleotides. RefSeq lists its product as uncharacterized. Gene Ontology annotation, cellular component: nucleus. Lineage: Eukaryota; Viridiplantae; Streptophyta; Magnoliopsida; Ericales; Balsaminaceae. The coding region runs from base 94 to 564 and encodes 156 amino acids. Gene Ontology annotation, molecular function: RNA binding. The transcript has 5 exons. The record is from RefSeq and is a predicted model, not a curated record.
CAUAAGAAUCAAUAAAGAAAGAUCAUAAUUAUAUUCGAAUUCGAGGACCCGAACUUAUCUGCCCGAUCUUAUUAUACGAUAAAUUAAAAGAAAAUGGCGUCGGAACAAGCAAUGCGACCGCAAGAAGUAUCUUCUGAAUCCGAGUCGUUGCAGCAGCAGAAGAAGGUUAGCGGCAGCACCAGCAGCAGAAUUCAAGUUUCCAACACCAAGAAACCUCUCUUCUUUUAUGUCAAUCUUGCCAAGAGAUAUAUCCAACAACACGGUCACGUUGAGCUCUCUGCAUUAGGAACCGCAAUCACUACAGUUGUGACAAUUGCUGAAAUUCUGAAGAAUAACGGGUUAGCAACUACAAAGGAAGUUUUGACAUCAACUGUUGGUGUGAAAGACGAGAACAAAGGUGGACGACUAGUUCAAAAGGCUCGAAUUGAAGUUGUAUUGGUGAAGACUGAGAAAUUUGAUUCUUUAGUGACUGCAAGUUCUACUAAUUCUGCACCAACAUCAACAUCACAAGAAAUAUCAAACGAUAACCACAAGGAUAAGGAAGGAAACGAAAGCAAGGAAUAAAUAUAAAUAAAUUAUAUACAUAUAUUUAUACACAUGAUGCAUAUAUAUGUAUAUAUAAAAAACACAAUUAUUCAUGUAUGUAUUUAUUAUAUUCUUCAGUCUCCGCCGCACCACCACAACCACCGGCCACCACCACCGAAAUCCAUGCAACAGGGUCGCGGCGAUACAUGAUUUAUUAUAUUAUUAAUUCUUUAUAAUUAGCUUGUUUGAAGUUAGUUUCAAAAUUGUUUUUGUUGUAAUUGUUGAAUUUUGA